Amphibalanus amphitrite is the source of this 3343-nucleotide messenger RNA. RefSeq lists its product as uncharacterized. The transcript has 10 exons. The coding region runs from base 1 to 2952 and encodes 983 amino acids. NCBI's taxonomy places the organism in Eukaryota, Metazoa, Arthropoda, Thecostraca, Balanomorpha, Balanidae. The record is from RefSeq and is a predicted model, not a curated record. Gene Ontology annotation, molecular function: protein binding.
AUGGUGGGUAGAUUAUCUGGGCGUAGUAUUAGUGACGUUCGGCCGGGCCCGACCCGGUCUGCCAGUGUUCCUCGUGCGUUGGCCAGGACAGAUACGAUCCAAAGCCCCGGAGCGAUCGGUUCUCGCACGAGUCUGAUGUCCUCGUCUGUAUCGGCUGCGGCACUGGCGGAAGACUCGCUCGAUCCAGCAGAGGUGCGGAGCUCGACGACUAACCCAGAGUGCUCGCCUCCCGAGGGCGGUGGAUAUGUGUGUGCGGAGUGGAACGAUAGGAGCUGUUCGUUGUCACCGCCGAAGUGUGUGGGAAGGUGGGGUGUGGAGCUGCAGGGGGCGACGGAUGGCUCGGCGGUGCCGGCGGACAACUACUUCUCAGAAGAGUCUCCUGCCGAGGGACCUGUAUCCGUCGACCGUCCGCUCCCUCCGUCUGCCUUCCCGGCAGAGGGCGGCGCGCUCUCGGCAGAGGGCGGCGCGCUCUCGGCAGAGGGUGGGGCACUCUCGGCAGAGGGUGGCGCGCUCUCGGCAGAGGCGGCCGAGUGUCCCUCGGUCGGGGCUGGCAUGGCGGGGGUCUCGGCCCAGUGGACGCAGCACUCCCCGCUGACCGACAGCGUGCAGGUCACCGAGCGGACGCUGGACCUGCCUGGCCUACCGGCUUCCCGUGCGCGCCACGUGGACACCAACGGACGCUACCUGGUGGCCAAGGCGGCCACGGCCGCCACGCUACUCGUCUGGAGACUGGAGGAGGAAAACGGAGCGGUCACAGCGCACGCUCAGCGGAGCAUCCCGCUGGUCCAUCCCCGUGUGGAAUGCCUGUCACUACAGGACGACUGCGGACACCUGCUGGUCACCUGCUCACGCACCAUUCUACUCUGGGACCUGGCCGAGCCGGGCAGGCCCGCAGUGACUCUGGGCGAGGAUUUCUCGGGUGUAUCGUGCUGCCACCUGUCGGCCGGCGGAGAGGCUGCAGUUGCCGGCGGCGCCGCGGUGCUGGCGCUGGGUGUCGCCCACUCUGUGUGGCUGCUCGACACGGCGCGCGUGCGACGCCUGGCGACCUUGCGCGGCCACCGCUGUGACGUCAGCAGCGUCACUGUCGACGGCGGCUUGUGUACGGCCGGCAGCGAGGCCGGUCAUCUCCAGGUCUGGGAGCUGACCGGGUACACGCUGCUCUACAGCUGCCACUCGACUGCGGCACGGCCGGUCGGCGCCGUCGCCGUGACCGCUGACCUGCUGGCCUCCGGCUGCGGCUCGCUGGUCUCUGCGGCGGCGCAGGUGGCCGGUCGGCGCUGGACAGAUGUGACCACCACCCCGCUGGACAGGGUCGGCGCGGCCUGCGGCGGCCGCGGCAGCCCGCAGCCCGAGUGUGCUGUGCUGGCCGUGCGCUUCUGGCAGCGGCCGAGCGGGGCUCUCUUCGGUCCCGACCGGCUGCUGGUGGUCGUCACCACGGACGGUCUGCGCGUGCUCAACACCCGUACCUGGCUGCCGCUGUACGCGGUCAACGGGACGGGCGACGGUGAGCCGUGGGGCGGUAGUUCGGCCGCUGUGACACCAGGCGGCGCUGCGGUCGUCUGCUGCCGCAGUGCCCUCGAGGGCCACGUCUCGGCCUUCUGCCUGACCGUCCGGUCGGGCACUGACGAGGCUGGAGACCCCGCCGACCGACUCCGGACGCUCUCCAUCGUGUGCCGUGAUCCACUGCCGGCCCGGUCCGUGCUGCGUGCCCGGCUGCCGCGCGCCGCGCCCGCCCAGCCCGCCCCCAGUCGGGUGCGCUCGUCGGGGUAUGGUGCUGCGCCGCGCCGGGCCAUGUUCCAGCCCAGGACGAACGCCACCCGCUCACGGACGGCCAAGCAGACCGCUGCCUCGAAGUCGUCCCUGUCCAGCCUGCCAACCGCGGCACAGAGGCCCGCUAAGUCACGUGACCGGCAUCUGGACCGUCCGGCUCCUAAAUACGAGUGUCACGUGAGCCCGCCGCCGGUCGGCAGCCGUCCGGUGCGGAUCCUCCGCUCGGGAGAUACGCUGCUCAGGAUUGCACUGUCAGGCAGCGGUCGCCACGUCGCCUGCGCCAGCCAGCAGGGCGGCUCGCUGGAGGUGGCCCGACUGCAGCAGCUGGAGGCGACUCAGGGACAGUUUCUGCUGGGCACGCAGGGCGCCAUCACCUCCGUGGCGUGGAGCCUGAGCGGCCGCCGGCUGGCGGCCUCCUCGGCGGCCGGGGUGCAGCUGUGGUCGUUCCCAGAGGGGGAGCCGUGCGGCCGCCGGCCCGCCGGCUCCCACCCGUACACGGCCGCCCAGUUCUUCUUCACGGACGGCUUUCUGCUGGCCAGUCGCGGCGACACGGUGGAGCUGAGUCGCCUGCCGCCGGAGGGCGCCGCCGGAGGCCGCGGCCGGGGGGCCGGCCCGCUGCGGUCGGCGCUGCAGUGCCGGCUGCCCUGUCGAGAGGUGCUGCACGUCACCAGCGGCUGCCAGCUGCGCUCCGCGCUGGCCGUGGCCUGCUGCUCGGACCGCGCGCUGCGCCUCAUCGACAUGCAGACGGGCCGCGUGGCGCUGACGCUGGCGGACGCACACCGGCGGCCGGCGCACGUGGCGCGCCUCUGCGAGGGCUCGCCGCACCUGCCGGCCGCGCUGCCGCUCUACGACCUGAUCGGCUCGGCGGCCGUCGGCGACGGCGUGCGUCUGUGGGACGCGCGCUGCGGCCGGCUGGCGGCCCGGCUGCCGGCCGCCGAGCUGCGCGCCCUGCCGGCCGGCUUCCAGUUCAGCCCGUGCGGCCGGCUGGUGGCGCUGGGCUCGGACGCCGCCCACCUGUGGCUGUGGGACGUGCGCUCUGGCCGCGGCCCGCUGGCCCGCCUGCGCGCCGCCGCCGCCGGCGUCACAGACGUGGCGUUCCUGCCGCGCCGGCCCGGCCUGGUGGCGGCGCUGCUCGACGGCCGCCUGCAGACGUGGCCGCUCGACGGGGGUCGGACGGAGUGACCCCGACGGCAGCGCAGCGGAUACUCGGGGACCGAGGGCGUGUGUGUGAUACAGGUGUAAUAUAGGCGGAUGGAUAAUCAUGACUGACGCGUUAUUUAUUGUGCUGCUGUGAGACUCGGUUCCGCCAGGCGUGAGCUGCACAGGAAGACUAGGAGCAUGCAUUGCAAGAAGUGAUGAGAUGAUUGAUGAAGUCCUGUCAACGAAGGUAGUGAUCACGGCAUUAUAAUUAUUUGCACAUAGUAUUUGAUCUCAGUCUCACUUAGCUGGUGUUCAAUGUUCAUUUGUAAUCAUUCACCCGUGUUGCCUUCAUGAAGACAAUGUCGGUAUUUGUCACCUUAUCGAGCCGUUCAAACUCGCUUUAUGUAAAACCAAUAAAGGCAUUUUGAUUGAC